CCUUCAGCAGCACUGGAGAAGGGAUCGACGAGUAAACAACUCGAGUGCAUGGAUGAGGCUGCCGCGCGUAGCCUUUUUGACUCCCACACUAACUUCAUGGGAUGGCUAAGAAAGGUGGCAAAUCCUCUGGGGAUAUAGAAGAAGGGCCGCACCACUCUCACUCGAAUGACAGUGACGAAGAUAGCCUCUGUUUCUCAGACGCAGAAGAGCAUUCUUGGCAUUCGCCGUAUGGCUCCAACUGUGGCAGUUCCACUCACAAUGGCUGCCGGAUCUCUGGCGCAUCCUGCCGUGAGAUCAAGGGAUUUCAAGAGCCUUGUAGAAAAUCCUGUGUCUCACAGUCUUCGCUUGAUGAUGAUCUGGAGACUGGCACUACGAUGGUGAAGGUAAAUACUGAUAAGGGAGAGAGAGAUUGCAGGAUUUGUCAUCUCAGCUUGGAGAAGGCAGCUCCAGAGUCGGGAGUCCCGAUUGUGUUAGGCUGUUCCUGCAAGGGUGAUUUAGCCGCUGCCCACAAGCAGUGCGCUGAGACAUGGUUUAAAAUCAAAGGAAACAAGAUCUGCGAGAUUUGUGGCUCAACUGCACACAAUGUGGUUGGCGUGAGCGAGACUGAACCCAUAGAGCAGUGGGACGAAUCUAACAAUUCUACAGCUCCACCUGCUGCUCCGCCACCACCUUCAGAAAGUCGGAGCUUUUGGCAAGGGCAUCGUUUUCUUAAAUUCCUGCUCGCGUGCUUGGUGCUUGCAUUUGUUGUCUCCUGGCUCUUCCACUUCAAUGUUCCUGGCUGAAUACGAACUGGCAUAUGGCGAAAAAUGAGGUUAAAACCGUCGUCUCUCUUGUCACGGGUGUUUUCGAGUUUGUUUUGAGUGAAGGAAAUAUUCAAGCGAAAAACCGCAAUGACUAAGCCCUCCGGAAAGUGUUAUAUAUCUAUCAUCUGUGUGAUAUGGCAUGAAAACAAAGCUAAAUUUUGCAACCUUGUUGGAUGCAUUGGCCUUUGUUGAGUCUGCUACGAGUGUUCAAUUGGCAUAACUUCUCUUUUUUUAAUCAUUCUACUAUUGUUUGAAGCCACAUUUCUUAGCUGAAUGUUGAAUGCUUGUGAUGAA
Messenger RNA from Musa acuminata subsp. malaccensis (wild Malaysian banana), 1097 nucleotides. RefSeq lists its product as uncharacterized. NCBI's taxonomy places the organism in Eukaryota, Viridiplantae, Streptophyta, Magnoliopsida, Zingiberales, Musaceae. The record is from RefSeq and is a predicted model, not a curated record. Gene Ontology annotation, molecular function: zinc ion binding.